AAAAAAGGACCGUGCGGCGUGCGUUGCGACUCCGCCGGCUUUCCCCAUUCUUCCCAGGUCGCCGAGUCAACAUCCGUCACCGGCGGCAGAACCACCCUGCGCACCUACCCCCGUUCCCCCAAGACCCAGCUACCCAGGCUUUCCCUCGGCGAGCCCCCUGAGCCCUAAGCUCCAGCAAGCCCCCAUGGCGGCGCAGGGGAUCGCGGACGCCGUGCAGGCUUACACGGGCCUCUCGCCCGCGGCCGCCUUCACCGUGCUGGCUCUCAUGCUCGCCACCUACCUCAUCGUCUCCACCCUCUUCGUCGCCCCAGACGCAGCCCCUUCGGCACCGGCGGCUCAUCCCAAGCCGCCUCAGCAGCAGGAGGAGGGGACGGAGGCGGAGGCGGAGCCGGAGCCGUUCGUGCCGCCGUUUCCGGACCCUGUGCAGGUGGGCGAGAUCACGCUCGAGCAGCUCAGGGCCUAUGACGGCAAGGAUCCCGCCAAGUCCAUCCUCAUCGCCAUCCGCGGUCAGGUCUACGACGUCUCGCGCGGGAGGCUGUUUUAUGGACCUCAAGGACCAUACUCCUUGUUUGCUGGGAGGGAUGCAUCUCGGGCCCUGGCAUUGAUGUCAUUUGACCUUAAUGACCUGACUGGAGACUUGGAAGGCCUGAGCCCAGACGAACUGGAGGUUUUACAAGACUGGGAAGAGAAGUUUAAAGAGAGGUACCCUGUGGUGGGUCGUCUUCCUGGUGAAAACGCAACAGCUGGUGCCCAGCCUGAUCACGAGGCAGAGAAGGCCUAACUCUGUGUCUGGGUUCUUGUCCCGUUGCCUGUAAGUUGUUGUGUCUUUUACUACUGCUGGACUGUGAGCGGUAGAGAGAUGUAAUGCGCUGACAGGUGAUGUUGUUUGUAUGUGUGCUGCAUGAGUGUGUGUUACUGAUGCACCUGCUUUACUACUGAGUACUUUGGUUGGUGUGCGUAGUGGAUAAGGGGGAGGAAUUUUGAGUAA
This is a messenger RNA of Triticum urartu, 988 nucleotides long. Its product is annotated as membrane steroid-binding protein 1. NCBI's taxonomy places the organism in Eukaryota, Viridiplantae, Streptophyta, Magnoliopsida, Poales, Poaceae. Gene Ontology annotation, cellular component: endomembrane system; endoplasmic reticulum; membrane. The record is from RefSeq and is a predicted model, not a curated record.